Messenger RNA from Linderina pennispora, 1611 nucleotides. RefSeq names its product Spc97/Spc98. Gene Ontology annotation, molecular function: gamma-tubulin binding; microtubule minus-end binding. Gene Ontology annotation, cellular component: centrosome; spindle pole; equatorial microtubule organizing center. The annotation marks the transcript as partial. NCBI's taxonomy places the organism in Eukaryota, Fungi, Kickxellomycota, Kickxellomycetes, Kickxellales, Kickxellaceae. The record is from RefSeq and is a predicted model, not a curated record. Gene Ontology annotation, biological process: meiotic cell cycle; mitotic cell cycle; cytoplasmic microtubule organization. The transcript has a single exon.
GAAGCGGUGAUGUUGCGUGAUCUGAUCUACGUGAUGCAGGGAAUCAGCGGAGCGUACAUCAGCUGGAACGAGCAGAUGGGGGCAUUCACAAUCCGUGCCGAGGUGCGGCUGUCGCGGCCCACGCGGGCAAUGGUAAUGACGCUGUCAGAGCUGGGCAGCCUGUGCCGCGAUAUCCAGCAAUUCAUUGCCGAGACGGAGCGGCAGGGCAAGCUGUACCAGCAAAGCUUCUGCGCAGAGCUGCAGCGCGAGAUGACGCAGUACUUCAAGCUGGUGGCGGUGCUGGAGGCCCAACUGACCAAGGCCCCAGCACACCUGGAGCCGGGCGAGUCGGCGCUGGGGCUGACGCUGCGGCGGAUGUAUGCGUGGACGAUCGAGCCGAUGCAGAAGCUGCGGCUGAUGGUGACGGCGAUCCGCAAAGUGCAGGAGGGCAAGGGCGGCGGCGAGCUUCUGUCGACGCUAAGCACGCUGACGGAUGACGGCGACCCAUUCAUCCACUCGUUCUCGCGGCGGCUCUUGCUGACAGCGUCGGCGCCGUUCAACGAGACGCUGGUGCGGUGGGUCACGGACGGCGAGCUGGUGGAUCCAUACGAGGAGUUCUUCAUCAAGGUCAAGGCCGACCAGGGCGACAAGCUGUGGGACGGCAAGUACAGCGUGGCCCAGGAUAUGAUCCCCGUGCAUAUCAACGGCGAUAUGCCGUGGAAAAUCUACCAGAUUGGCCGUUCGCUGAACUUUCUGCGGGUCGCGUGCGACGACGGCAAGUGGGUAGCCGAGCAGGGCCCGCGCACGCAGCUCACCGAGGACCUGGCGGAUCCAGGGGCUUUGGAGCGUUUUGUGUAUCGGUCGUCGUCGAUGGUCAACGAGCGGCUGAUGCAUGUGCUGAUGGACCGGUUCCAGCUGAUGGGCCAUAUGCAGGCGCUACGGCGGUACCUGCUGCUGGAGCAGGGCGAUUUCUCGCUGGCGCUGGUUGAGACGCUGGACAAUCUGCGCAAGCGCAUGGCGCGGUCAUACGGCCUGUCAGGGUACGCCAAGGACAAGGGCGGCCCUGAUCUGUCGGCGGCGCUGACGUCCGCUAUCCGAGCGUCCAAUGCGCAAUACGAGCCGUCCGAGUUCAUUGCGGCCAUGCGGCUGCUGUUCCGGACCAGUGAGGAUGGCGCUGAGCCGGCAGCAUCGGUAAGCGACGAUGUGAGCAUCACGUAUGUACUAGCAGAGCCACUUGAUUCGGUGAUUCCGCGCAAGACCAUGCGGCGGUACAGCGAGAUCAACCGCUUUCUGCUGAAGCUGAAGCGCGUGGAGCACUCGCUGAGCCAGCUGUGGCAGCGCCAGAUGGGGGCGGCGCGGGCAGCAUUGCGGGACAGCGAGCUGCGGCGGCGGCGCAAGAGCAAUGGGAUUGGCGAGUCGCCGCUGGUGACUGCGGAGCUGCGGCAGAUGUACCGCGAGAGCGAGAUUGCGUGCUCGGAGAUGGUGCAGUUUUUCCACCAGGUGCAGCGGUACAUCUCGCUCAAUGUCAUCGAGGGCGCGUGGGGCGACUUUGUUGCGGCCACCAAGCCCGGCCACGGCGAGGCCGACAUUGACCGGUGGAGCAAGGCCCACACAAAGUACGUUGACACCAUC